This is a messenger RNA of Frankliniella occidentalis (western flower thrips), 634 nucleotides long. RefSeq lists its product as uncharacterized. The record is from RefSeq and is a predicted model, not a curated record. Lineage: Eukaryota; Metazoa; Arthropoda; Insecta; Thysanoptera; Thripidae. The coding region runs from base 92 to 619 and encodes 175 amino acids. The transcript has 3 exons.
GCUCCCGCACCCACAGGGCAUGAGUCCCACCUGCGGCCCGUCCCAGACCGCCAGCUGAGCGCACCUGCAGCCGCAGCGGCCGACUUGAAUCAUGCAGAACUCAUCGUGGCGAGGCGGCACCCCCGCGGCGGGAGGCACCAUGCCGAACCACAACGCCAAGUUCCGGUCCGCCAGAAGUAUGCCGGCGUGGUAUCACCAGCAGCAGCAACAGCAGGCUCGGAUGGCCGUUUCCCGGCCCGAGCCGCCGCCGCCGCCGCCGCCGCCGCCCUCGGAGCCGCCGCCGGACCCGGACUACGAGGUCAUCGAGUUCCCCUCGCAGCAGUACAUGAACGCGGCUCCGCCCGCCAAGACCAACGGGGCCGCCGGUGAGUGCUGCGCGGUGCUGCGCCGCUCGUCCAAGACAAUGUCUAUCUCUCUCCAGCCGGCUGACGAUGCCCGGCCGCCGUGCGCGCCCGCCGAGCGGGUCUGCCUACCCGGCCAGGCGCUCGCCUGCUCCUGCUCCGGAACGGUGAGGGGGUGCGGCCGGCGGUCGGCGGCCGGCACCCGCUCCCCGUUGACCUUCUGUUCGGUUCUCGCCGUCUGCUCGCUUCCUUCCGGUGCCAUUGCAAAAACAAACUAGCGCCUUGACGCACGG